Molecule: messenger RNA, 1101 nt
Organism: Chenopodium quinoa (quinoa)
Lineage: Eukaryota; Viridiplantae; Streptophyta; Magnoliopsida; Caryophyllales; Amaranthaceae
Product: PITH domain-containing protein At3g04780-like
Exons: 8
Coding region: 105-638 (177 amino acids)
Source: RefSeq, a predicted model, not a curated record
CCUCACUGCUGAUAGUGGUCUUAUAACAGACAGAAAGCUGCACUUCCACUGCAUUAUUAUUCUCUUCUUCCUCCCCAACUCUCUCUCUCCUCCCCUUGUCCGCCAUGGCUGCCGAAUCCGCCUCUGCUAUUCAGCGAAGCCAAGUGGAUUUAUUGGAACACAUCGAUUGGAGAGGUAUUGAAUGUCUCAAUCAAAGUGGCACUCACACUGUUGCCAAUGCCCUCAAACAGGGUUACCGUGAAGAUGAUGGGUUGAAUCUAGAGAGUGAUGCUGAUGAGCAGCUUUUGAUCUACAUUCCAUUUACACAAGUCAUUAAGCUGCAUUCUAUUGUCAUCAAAGGACCAGAGGAAGAAGGUCCUAAAACUGUCAAACUUUACUCAAACAAAGAAAAUAUGGGGUUUAGUAAUGUCAAUGACUAUCCUCCAAGUGAUACAGUUGAACUUUCAGCUGAAAAUAUAAAGGGAAAGCCCGUAGUAUUGAAGUAUGUCAAGUUCCAAAAUGUUCGCAGCUUAACAAUUUUCAUUGAAGAUAAUCAGUCUGGAUCGGAGGUGACCAAGGUUCAGAAGAUCGCUCUGUACGGAACAACGGUUGAGACAACAGAUAUGAAGGGUUUGAAGAAGAUUGAGGACCAGCAUUAAUCAGCUAUAAAAAUAUAUUGGAGCUGGGAUAUAAUUGAACAAUUGACCCGAGUAUUUUAACCUUCCAGUCUUAUUCGGUUUUUCAAUAUUGGAUUACACUAGCCAUGUAUUGGCUGUUUAUGACGAUUUAUACCCCAAAGUUGUGACAUCUUGUGUGGAAGUGUCCAGGAUGUGCUGCCCUUCAUAGCUCUUUAAUGUGCCAUUUUUCACCUUCUAGUCUGGUCUAUAGACUGGACAGGUACAGGCUGUUUUAGUGCGUACCAACCCACAUCAUGUGUCGUGGUCAAUGGUUUGAUGUUAAGCGGAGUUUGGGUUCACAAACUGGUCCCAGACUGGAUCUUGGAUGGCUUUAUUAUGUACUCGUAGUUUUCAUUUCGUUUUCUUGUUUGUUAAUUUUUCCUCAUCAGGCCUCCAUCACUCUCGUGGUUUCGAAAGAUUAUAAAUUAGCUGGGCAUAAACCGAA